AUGAAUGAAUGGCAAUAUAGCUCCAUAUCAGGAUGCCAUAUGGUUGAAGAGGAAUUUGAAGAUCGUGGCAUUCCUAUGCAUUCACUACCCAUGUCCCCCAAGAUGACUGAAGAUAGCAAACUUUAUAUGGAUGGAUUCAGGAGUUUAAAAGAAGGAGAGCCUGUGGAAUUCACCUUCAAAAAAUCUUCCAAAGGCCUGGAGUCAAUACGGGUAACAGGACCAGGAGGUACCCCUUGUUCAGGCAGUGAGAGACGGCCAAAAGGGAAGACUGUACAAAAGCGGAAGCCAAAGGGAGACCGAUGCUACAACUGUGGCGGCCUUGAUCAUCAUGCUAAGGAAUGUAAUCUACCUCCUCAGCCAAAAAAGUGCCAUUACUGCCAGAGCAUCAUGCACAUGGUAGCUAACUGCCCCCUCAAAACUGUUCCGACACAGCCCCUCAUUCCUCAGGGAAGAUAUGAAGCAGAUCCUCAACCUUCCACUUCUGCGUAUGCUGCUUUCCCUAGAGAAACAGGAGGGGCCCAAGGCUACCCAGCUUUGCCUCAUUAUCAGGAGGGAAAACCAGAGACGGAACACUCUGGCAAGUCACCGCAUGAGGCUUCUUCAAGCAAGCUGUCUGCAUCACCUGAAGAAUCGGGCAGGAAAGGGCCUUCCAUUCAGAAGCGGAAAAAAACAUAA
This is a messenger RNA of Rhincodon typus (whale shark), 675 nucleotides long. RefSeq names its product protein lin-28 homolog B. The coding region runs from base 1 to 675 and encodes 224 amino acids. NCBI's taxonomy places the organism in Eukaryota, Metazoa, Chordata, Chondrichthyes, Orectolobiformes, Rhincodontidae. The transcript has 3 exons. Gene Ontology annotation, molecular function: zinc ion binding; nucleic acid binding. The record is from RefSeq and is a predicted model, not a curated record.